AAUUUUCCAGGAGACGGCUCGUUGGUUUACCUAUAUUCCACAAAAGAAGCCAUAGCUUAUUAGAUUCCCGCACCUCCCUACAAGUAAAAAGCAAAAUUCUGCCACGACCCAGAGACUUAGAACCCACACAAAUAUUUUCCUGAUCGAAAUUUUCCUGUUUCUGAUCUGGGUUUUUAAUUUAUCGAGCUUUCAUCGGACAGGAGAGUUUGGUUUGCUGAAUUUAUCGCUUUCACCUUUGUUUAUAUUUUUCAUUUCUUAAUCUACAAGUUUCCAGUCAUAUAUAGAAUAGAUUAUUUAACUACCAGGGUUUUUCGAGGAAGAGGGGUUGAAUCAAGCCUUGGCCCCUUCUUCUUUCCAUCUGUUGCAUUUGAUCUUAAGCUAGAACUAGUAUAGUGUAACGAUGAGGGAAAAGGUGGGAUUAUUAUUGUGUCUGUGGCUUUUGCUUUGCGGGUCUUGCUUGGGUAGGUUUGUAGUUGAGAAGAACAGCUUGAAAGUGACCUCACCAGAUUCAGUGAAGGGGGUGUAUGAAUGUGCAAUUGGGAAUUUUGGGGUUCCUCAGUACGGAGGGACUUUAGUUGGGACUGUGGUUUAUCCAAAAGCCAAUCAGAAGGCGUGCAAGGCAUUCGAUGAGGUGAAUAUCUCCUUCAAAUCGAAGCCUGGAGGGUUACCCACUUUUCUCCUUGCCGAUCGAGGAGAUUGUUACUUCACCCUGAAGGCCUGGAAUGCUCAAAAUGGUGGAGCAGCAGCUAUUCUGGUUUCAGAUGACAAGAAUGAGCCAUUGAUUACAAUGGACACCCCUGAAGAAGAAAAUGUUAAUGCUGAUUAUCUGCAAAAGAUCAAUAUUCCAUCAGCCUUAAUCAGCAAGUCCUUGGGAGACAGUAUCAAGAAGGCUCUGUCUAGUGGGGAGAUGAUUAACAUCAAUCUUGAUUGGAGAGAGGCUCUUCCACAUCCUGAUGAGCGCGUUGAAUAUGAGUUCUGGACAAAUAGUAAUGAUGAGUGUGGGCCAAAGUGUGACAGUCAGAUGGAGUUUGUCAGGAACUUCAAAGGUGCAGCUCAGAUACUUGAGCUGAAGGGUUACACUCAAUUUACCCCACACUAUAUAACAUGGUAUUGCCCAGAGGCAUUCGUUCUCAGCAAACAAUGCAAAUCCCAGUGCAUAAACCAUGGUAGGUAUUGUGCUCCAGAUCCUGAGCAAGACUUUAGUAGAGGAUAUGAUGGAAAAGAUGUUGUGGUUCAAAAUCUACGUCAGGCUUGCUUCUUUAAAGUGGCCAAUGAAAGUGAGAAGUCAUAUCUUUGGUGGGAUUAUGUGACUGACUUUGCAAUUCGUUGUCCAAUGAAAGACAAGAAAUAUACUAAAGAAUGUGCAGAUGAAGUCAUUAAAUCUCUUGGUGUUGACCUCAAGAAGAUUGACAAAUGUAUAGGUGACACUGAGGCAGAUGUGGAAAACCCAGUCCUUAAAGCUGAACAAGAUGCCCAGAUUGGAAAAGGAUCUCGUGGAGAUGUGACUAUACUGCCAACUCUUGUCAUUAACAGCAGACAGUACAGAGGCAAGUUGGAUAAAGGGGCAGUUCUUAAGGCUAUUUGUGCAGGUUUCCAAGAGACCACAGAGCCAGCCAUAUGUUUAAGUGAAGACAUAGAAACCAAUGAGUGUCUGGAGAACAAUGGUGGGUGCUGGCAGGACAAGGCUUCUAACCUUACUGCAUGCAAGGAUACUUUUCGGGGAAGAGUAUGUGAAUGUCCUGUGGUACGGGGAGUGAAGUUUGUUGGUGAUGGUUAUACCCAUUGUGAAGCUUCAGGUGCUUUACGUUGUGAAAUUAACAAUGGCGGAUGCUGGAAGCAAACCAGAGAUGGCAGGACUUUUUCUGCUUGUGUUGAGGAUAACUCACAAGGUUGCAAGUGUCCUCCAGGAUUCAGGGGUGAUGGAGUCAACUCCUGUGAGGAUGUGGAUGAAUGCAAAGAGAAGACAGCCUGCCAAUGCCCUGAGUGCAAAUGUAAAAAUAAGUGGGGCAGUUAUGACUGCAGCUGUGGUAGUGGUUUAUUGUACAUGCAAGAACAUGACACAUGCAUAAGUAAGGAUGCUAAAGCAGAGGUCAGCUGGAGCUUUGUAUGGAUUAUUAUUCUUGGCUUGGCUACCACAGGAGUUGCUGGAUAUGCUAUUUACAAGUACAGAAUCCGGAGAUACAUGGAUUCAGAGAUACGGGCUAUCAUGGCACAGUACAUGCCCUUGGAUAAUCAAGGAGAUAUUCCUGUACACCACGCUCCCCGCGGCGACAUCUGAAUCUGAGUCUGAUGGAGGAAAAUAGCCACUGAGGUGCUUAUUUAAUCGGUGAUCAUAACUUUGUAUAAGUCGAGUCAAUGUUCUAUCAUGCCAAAUGCCAUUGCUAUGCCUCUCAUCUCAUACUUGUAGUUUUAUUCCAGGACCACUGUACAUUUUCCAUGGGAUUUUUACGAGAUUAAUGGUUCAGGAUUUUGGCUGAUUUUUCCACUUCA
Messenger RNA from Manihot esculenta (cassava), 2490 nucleotides. RefSeq names its product vacuolar-sorting receptor 1. NCBI's taxonomy places the organism in Eukaryota, Viridiplantae, Streptophyta, Magnoliopsida, Malpighiales, Euphorbiaceae. The coding region runs from base 401 to 2278 and encodes 625 amino acids. The transcript is spliced from 12 exons. The record is from RefSeq and is a predicted model, not a curated record. Gene Ontology annotation, molecular function: calcium ion binding.